GCGAAAUUGCCACAGGGGGCCACUGCCCUGUGACGCCGAGUGUAUGAUUCAGCUUAUAUGAGACCUGAGCCGUAUCUUCUGCCACUGUCGCGGUGUUGGUUGUCCCAUGUCGGCUUUUUCUGUACAUCCAUCUCCCAAUACUGUUGUUGCUCAGCUUAGGUCGUGACUAGCGACUUUACGUUUACCAAAAGUUCUAUCUUCACCACAGCAGCAAGUGGCUAUCUGACUUUUUGCCAGUCAUGGAGUCUGGCGAGUCGACAGAAGAGACACAACUCCGGCGGGAGGAGACAAAAGGCUCGUACAGCUUUGACGACCAGAGAGGCUGGCGUCGCUGGCGAGUCCUCCAACCAGGCCGCGGCAUGUACUACGAUGUCAAGCGUCGACUACCUUAUUACCUCUCCGACAUCACAGACGCUUUCACCUACAGAACCAUUGCCAGCACGAUUCGGAUGUACUUUGUCAACCUCCUUCCCGCUAUAGCCUACACGCUCGAUAUGUACCGCCGUACAGGCGAGUUCUUCGGCAUCAACGAGGCACUUUUUGCAUCAGCACUUGCCGCCAUUGUGUUUAGCUUGCUCGGCGCCCAGCCCCUCACCAUCGUCGGUGUGACUGGUCUCAUCUCGCUCUUCAACUUUACAAUCUACGACAUCAUUGCCGAGUACGAUGUCACAAUCUAUCCUCAAUUCAUGGCGUGGACGGGCAUCUGGGCGGCCAUCUUCCACUGGCUUGUCUCGGUCUUGAAUGCGUGCGAUUACAUGCGAUACGUCACGGACUUUUCGAGCGAGUCGUUUGGGAUGUAUGUCGGAAUCAUCUAUAUCAUCAAGGGGGUAGAAGAGCUCGUCAAUGAGUUCACAGAAGAAGGUGCUGCUGCUGGCUAUCUGGCCUGCAUCAUUGCUAUCCUGUACUUCGGCUCCGUCUAUGGCCUUGAGAAGCUCGGCUCGGGCACCGCAUGGAACCCCACCCUCCGUGGCUUCCUGGCUGAUUAUGCCUAUGUAUUCACCACACUGUUCUGGGUUGGCUUUUCUCACAUCCCAGGGACUCUCAAGUCAACGCAUGUGACUAGAGUGCCCGUCACCGCCGCGUUCUACCCCACUCAGUCGCGAAGCUGGCUCAUUGACUUCUGGAAUUUGGACGUCAAAUGGGUGUUUGUGGCUUUGCCAUUUGGGUUUCUGGUGAUGCUGCUGUUUUAUUAUGAUCAUAAUGUCAGCAGCAUCACAGCACAGGCUCGUCACUAUCCUCUGAAGAAGCCCGGUGGCUUCCAUUGGGACUUUUUCCUGCUCGGGUGCACGACCUUUGUCGCCGGCAUUCUGGGUCUGCCGAUGCCCAACGGUCUCGUGCCGCAGGCACCCGUGCACACGGACUCUCUCACAGUCUACAAGACAGAUCUCCGCAUCAUUCCGACCUCCCGAGCCUCAGACGGUGUAGAGGCGGGAGAAAUCCGACGACCUAUCGUGCGCGCCGAGGCCGUCGUCGAGCAGCGCGUCACGCACUUCCUCAUGGGCCUGCUACUCAUCGGCACCAUGACCGGUCCACUCUUGACAGUGCUUCAUACAAUGCCUGCGGCGGUCUUUGCCGGCGUGUUCUUUGUCGUUGGUUGGGGAUCAAUCGAGUCAAACGGCAUUCUCCAGAAAUUCCUCUUCCUCAACGCCGAGGAGCGCUUCAUCCAACGUGACGAGCCCCUCCUGCGCGUCCCGCGGCGCAAGAUCAGCCUGUACAUCUCCCUGCAGAUGUUUGGCGUGCUCGCCUGCGUCGCCGUCUCGCACACCAUCGCGGCAAUCGGGUUCCCCGUGCUCAUCCUCCUCCUCAUGCCCCUGCGGAUCCUGCUCAUGCCGCGGUGGUUCACGCUGAGGGAGUUGCAGGUCAUGGACGACUUCACGGCGGACAGCAAGGUCGUGCUGGAGAGCCUCGGCGGGAAGCCGGUGCUGCCCGAGCACAGGAGGCUGAACGAGGAUGACUGGGGCUUGGAGAGGAAGAGGAGCGAGCAGCAGCGCGGGGUGCCGAGGCAGCGGGCCGGCAGCUUGCACCGUUGAGAUUGCGUUUGAAGGGAGGCUGGCAGAAGAAUUUGAUUGUUGGAAACGGGGAGCACGAUGUACAUCUGUGGUUCGCACCUUCUCGACGACUUGACUUGGAAUACAUAGAAUGCUCAUAGAGAAAGUCGAGUGUCAUGACUAUUUCAUAGUAUUUGUCAUUGCACUUGUCAAAUUAUCCACAGUCUCAUACAACG
This is a messenger RNA of Microdochium trichocladiopsis, 2224 nucleotides long. Its product is annotated as HCO3 transporter family-domain-containing protein. Gene Ontology annotation, cellular component: plasma membrane. The transcript is spliced from 7 exons. The record is from RefSeq and is a predicted model, not a curated record. The coding region runs from base 240 to 2030 and encodes 596 amino acids. Lineage: Eukaryota; Fungi; Ascomycota; Sordariomycetes; Xylariales; Microdochiaceae. Gene Ontology annotation, biological process: transmembrane transport; borate transport; monoatomic ion homeostasis. Gene Ontology annotation, molecular function: solute:inorganic anion antiporter activity.